AUGAUCCCUCCGACGCCUACAGCGCCUGCCAGCUCAUGCUCUGACGGCGAUGGCGAGCAGCUGGGACGCCCAAGGCCACACGCCUUCCAUCGCCCAAGUCAACUGGCAACGCUGACAACGAUUCCAGCAUCGAAAUUAACACCAAAAGCGAAACCCCUCUCGCGUCAAAUCGAUCCUUGGAUAUGGACGUCUUUGCUGUUGUCCAUAGCCUCUCUCAUCCUUUGUCGUUACACUAACGACAACAGCAACCAUCAACGCCCAAUAUUCAAGGCCAUCCCCCUGAACCGUGAAAACACGCACAUAGUUAUCCAAAGCGACGCCGAGCAUUCCGGGGGUAACACAUUACUUGCAUUGGGAAUGAAUUUCGGUGCCGGGUUGGGUUUAGAAGCACUGCUCGUCGUCAUCAUAUUCUAUGGCACAAUUUUGCUCAUCCUCUCCUCAAAAGAAAGACGGUUGUCGGACGUUAGGACAUCCUCGUUGACGCGGCCACGAUGCGAAUCCGAGAACAAAUAUUUUGUAGCUCACAACCUUUAUCGCUGCACUGACGGAGAUCAUGAUGAGGAAAUUGCGGUUGAAGACAAGAGACGUUCGACCAUUAUUUGGAUCCUUGCUGUGAGCCAAAGCGGACUGGCGGCGGUGGGGCUAUAUGCUGCAGCGAGGCUGGUUUUGGUGAUGGGUGGAUUUGCCGGGAAGGAGGGGGCCAAUCCCAUUCUUGAGUGUUUCGAGUUGGUGUAUGUGUUGGGGGAAAUGGGAAUGUUGAUGUAUAUCGCCAUUUGCUGUGUUGUCCAGGCAUCGGGGAGAUCCAAAUCGAGAUUGUAG
Messenger RNA from Psilocybe cubensis, 819 nucleotides. RefSeq lists its product as uncharacterized. The transcript has a single exon. Bases 1 to 819 code for a protein of 272 amino acids. NCBI's taxonomy places the organism in Eukaryota, Fungi, Basidiomycota, Agaricomycetes, Agaricales, Agrocybaceae. The record is from RefSeq and is a predicted model, not a curated record.